Messenger RNA from Corticium candelabrum, 1793 nucleotides. Its product is annotated as nitric oxide-associated protein 1-like. Lineage: Eukaryota; Metazoa; Porifera; Homoscleromorpha; Homosclerophorida; Plakinidae. Bases 4 to 1659 code for a protein of 551 amino acids. The record is from RefSeq and is a predicted model, not a curated record. The transcript has 4 exons. Gene Ontology annotation, molecular function: GTP binding.
AUUAUGUGGAGAUUAGAGGGUCAGGUUUUGAAAACAAGACUUUGGAUACAAACGCAGAGAAGACUGUUGUUUUUCAGAAAGCGGAGUGUCAAAUUUGUAGCGACCGUGCAGAAACGAGUGGCACUGAUCGAUAGUUCUCUCAAUAAAGAAGUUGGCAUGCUUGGAACCUUGAAGAGAGCCUGUUCAACAGAUGUAGCUGCUCGUGGAGCAACGAACACAGGCAGUAUCCACCCACUAGUAGAUAUCAAUUGUUCUGGAUGUGGAGUGAGACUUCAAAGUCAAAACGAGGAAAAAACGGGUUACAUUCCAUCAGACAAGAUGGAAGAUCUUCUACAGCAUCGAGACUUUUCUGCAAUAUGUAGACGAUGUUUUCAGCUCAGACAUUACAAUGAAUGUCUGAAUGUCACUUUGGAUGAAGACGAUUACAAACGCCACUUGCAGCAUCUCAAACAUCAGAAGGCUCUAAUUCUUUGCAUAGUCGAUGUCACCGAUUUUCCUUGCAGUAUAUUUCCAAAUCUUGUCGACGUCAUCGGUUAUAGAAAUCAAGUCGUAAUUGUUGGGAACAAAAUUGAUAUGCUAACAGCUAAGGAUGACACUCAACGACGAGUAAAGGAAACUGUUCAUCGGGGCUGUGUUGAAGCUGGAUUCGAUCGUACUAACAUUGUAGGGAUACACUUAGUUAGUGCAAAGACUGGAGUCGGGAUUAAUGCUUUGGUCAAAGAUCUCACUGACAAUUGGGGUAAGCGGGGAGAUAUUUAUAUGUUGGGAUCCACAAACGUUGGCAAAUCGAGUCUAUUCAAUUGGUUAUUGAAACUUUUGUGUGACAUUCCAGUCGGUGAGAUUGGGGGUGCUACUAUUUCUAGAUGGCCUGGUACUACACUUGGACUUGUAAGCUUUCCGAUAGCCUCCCGGAGCAAGAGAGAACGAAUGAAGAAAAAACUGUAUCUUCAAGAAACCAAAGUAGGAGAUGGAACGGAUACGUGGUUUAUGAAUGAUUAUAAAGACGGACAGAAAUUUGAACAAAAUCAGGAAAGUGUGUGUAAAGCAUCGGACGAUGAAGCGACUAGAACAACAAGAAAGAAGAAUCGUGUCUAUGACACUCCUGGAGCCGUGAAUCCACUGCAGCUCAUCAGUCACCUCACUCACGAAGAACUGAGGUACAUAACACAAGCCAAACAACUAAAACCGAAGACAUUCAUAUUGAAACCAAAACAAUGUCUGAUGAUUGGAGGAUUGGCAAAACUUGACUAUGCCAAGGGUAGCAGAUCUAUAUACUUCACUGUAUUUCGUUCAUCUCUUCUUCCUGUCCAUACAACUUGGGUUGAACGAAGUGAAACCUUUUAUCAAAAUCAUGCUGGAGAAAACUUACUGAAAAUCCCAAUCGGAGGGAAGACUCGAAUGGAGACGUUUCCCCCUCUAGACAGUCGGCCAAUUGAUGUUGAAGGGAUUGGGUGGAAGGAAAGUGCUGUAGAUGUAGUACUUUCUAGUGCAGGUUGGGUAGCUAUCACUGCCGGGGAAGGUGACAAGGUGCAACUUACGGCUCACACACCAAAUGGCAAAGGUAUCUUCGUGCGUUCUCCAGCAAUGUUACCUUCUGCAGUCAAUGAUAGAGGCAAACGAUCAAAACGUGGACUUCGGACUGAAUUUCUUGGCAAAUAGAAAAUAUAUUUAAUAUUGUAUAUGGAUGUUAUGGUACGUCAUAUGUGAUGUUUGUAAUUUUGGGUGUGUGAUGCAAGACUAAAAUAUACAUAAAGCACUCAGACUAACUAAAUAGUUUGAGUCGAUCCCCUUUU